Messenger RNA from Papilio xuthus (Asian swallowtail), 4281 nucleotides. Its product is annotated as sodium/potassium-transporting ATPase subunit alpha. The transcript has 18 exons. NCBI's taxonomy places the organism in Eukaryota, Metazoa, Arthropoda, Insecta, Lepidoptera, Papilionidae. Gene Ontology annotation, molecular function: ATP binding; ATP hydrolysis activity; P-type sodium:potassium-exchanging transporter activity. Gene Ontology annotation, cellular component: plasma membrane. Bases 61 to 3024 code for a protein of 987 amino acids. Gene Ontology annotation, biological process: sodium ion export across plasma membrane; proton transmembrane transport; intracellular sodium ion homeostasis. The record is from RefSeq and is a predicted model, not a curated record.
CGCAUUCGUAAUCUAGACUGUCGCGACUAAACAAUAAAAUUCAACUACAAAUAAAACGAAAUGCAUCGAAGAUCAUCAAGUUUCUCUUCCAUUACGGAGCUAUUCCGGCCGAACAAUCCUAGGAGACUGCGGUCAAGAGAUUUAAGCAGCACUCGCCUUAAUGCCCUCAAAAAAGAAAUAGAGACUAACACACACCUUAUUCCACUGAAAGAUCUAUACACUCGAUUAGGAACGGAUCCAAUAAAAGGACUGACGAGCGCAGCUGCCGCGGAACUCUUGGAGUACUACGGCCCUAACACUUUAACUCCUACUUCGCACUUUCAAUGGCCGAAGAUGUUACUAAAAUGCCUGUUUACUGGUUUUUCAAUAUUAAUAUGGUUCGGUGCAAUUCUUUGUUUGUUAUCGUACGUGAUUGAAUCGUCGAUGAAGGCACGUCCGAGCACUGAUAACUUGUAUUUGGGCUGCGUGCUUAUAGCAGUCGACAUCAUAUGUGGUUUAUUCAGCUUCUUCCAAAACUUUAAAAGUACAAAGAUAUUAAAAACAUUUAACAACAUGAUACCGAUGUCAACGAAAUGCAUUCGAGAGGGAGUGUGGAACGCGGAGACGCCGGUGUCCAAUCUGGUCAGAGGUGACAUCGUGCACGUGAAGGCUGGUGACGUCAUACCUGCAGAUAUUCGGAUUAUAGACAGCAAAGGAUUCAAAGUAGACAAUUCAUCGUUAACUGGGGAAAGCAGAGCUGUUACUCGUUCCAAUACAGAAGGAACAACAAACAUAUUAGAAUCACAAAAUGUCGCCUUUUUUUCAGCGCAGUGCGUCGAAGGAUGGGCUCUUGGUGUCGUUCUAUGCUGUGGUGACUUGACGGCGCUCGGCCGUGUCGCAGGACUGGCGGCACGCUUGGAGCCGGCGCCUUCGCCCCUAUGUAGGGAAAUUAAUCGCUUCAUGUGGUACAUGUCCAUCUGGGCACUAGGACUGGGUGUUUUCAUUGCCGCAUCAUCUUUUAUUCUUGGAUACCCUUUCAUACAAACUACGAUAUUCGUGAUAGGAAUUAUAGUUGCCAACAUUCCUGAAGGAUUGCAGCCAACAAUUACCGCGUCGUUAACGCUCACAGCUCAACGCAUGGUAAAGAAAAACUGCCUCGUCAAAAAUUUGGAGGCUAUUGAAGCUCUAGGUGCAGUUACGAUUAUUUGCUCGGACAAAACUGGUACUCUAACUAAAAAUAAAAUGUGCGUCAGAGACAUAUGGACUUGGAACCAAAAAUAUUCAGUAUUGGACCCCAAUUUUGAAGAUAGUUUAAAGAAUAACAAAGCCGUAGAAGCUUUAAAAACAUGCGGUGCGUUAUGUAGCACAGCAACUUUUGAUGAAAGUGGGGAAAUCCACGGAGAUGCAUCCGAAACGGCUAUCUUAACAUUUCUCUGCACGUACAAUGACCCGGCGACAGUUCGGCAGAACUAUCCAAAAAUUGUUGAAAUACCUUUCAACUCUACUAAUAAAUAUCAAGUGAGCGUACACAACGAUAGGAAAAUGUCUCGAUACGUGGUUGUAAUGAAAGGCGCUCCCGAGUGUAUAUUGUCCCGAUGCAGCUCUGUAGUUGUAGCUAAUAAUAAUGUUGAUAUAACCAAUGAAGUCAAGAAAGCAGUAAAUAAAGCUAUCGAAGAUCUUGCUACAACAGGUGAAAGAGUUUUGGCAUUUGCCGAUUUGAUACUGGAUUCAAAAGAGUUUCCCGCAAAUUAUGAAUUCGAUACGGAAAAUGUCAAUUUUCCAUUGGAUGGUCUUCGGUUAAUUGGUAUAAUAGGAUUGAAAGAUCCACCACGAGAGGAGGUGAAGCACGCAAUAGAACGCGUGCGUGCAGCAGGAGUUCGAGUCAUGAUGGUGACAGGCGACCACCCGGCAACCGCACGGGCAGUGGCGCAGGAGGUGGGCAUUGCGACCUCUCCCACCUGCCAUGUUGUCACAGGGAACGAUCUAAGAAAUAUGACUCCUGACUUACUGUAUCUGACUCUGGAAAAACAUUACGAGAUUGUAUUUGCUCGGACGUCGCCUACUCAGAAGCUACAGAUAGUGGAGGCGUGCCAGCGACGCGGCGGCGUGGUGGCCGUCACUGGGGACGGUGUCAACGACGCUCCCGCCCUGCGCCGCGCCGACAUAGGCAUAUCCAUGGGCAUUACGGGAUCACAGGUAUCGAAGCAGACAGCGGAUAUCAUUCUAAUGGACGACAAUUUCGCUACGAUUGUAAUUGGAAUUGAAGAGGGUCGGAAAAUAUUUGACAACCUGAAGAAGUCCGUGUGCUACAUUCUAAUAUCCAACGUGCCUGAAAUCCUGCCAGUUUUAAUGUUUAUCUUGUUUUCUAUACCGUUGCCCUUAGGUGUUAUGACAAUCCUGUGCGUGGACCUGGGCACAGACAUGUGGCCGGCGGUGUCGCUAUCGUACGAGAGCGCGGAGGCGGACGUGAUGGGCCGGCCGCCGCGGCAAGGCGACGGUCUGGUCUCUGGGCGCAUGCUCUACCUCGUCUACGGCCAUCUUGGCCUCAUUGAAUUCGCGGCGGGCAUGUACGCCUACUUCACCGUCAUGGCCGAACAUGGCUUCUACCCAGCAGAUCUCUUUGGUAUAAGACAGCGCUGGGAUAACGAAGCGGUGACCGAUGUGCGGGAUUCCUUUGGCCAGGAGUGGACGUACGAGGAACGGAAGGAGCUGGAACGCGCCUGCCAGGCAACGUACUUCGUGGCCGUCGUCGUCACGCAGAUCAUGAACGGCAUUAUAUGCAAAACAAGAUUUAAUUCUAUUUUCGAAGUCGGAAUGAAGAACAAAGUUUUAAAUCUGGGUUUGAUAUUUGAGUUGUUGCUCGCUUGCAUUCUUUGUUACGUCCCGGUGCUUAAUGAUUUCUUUUGUACAUAUCCUCUGCGACCUCAAUGGUGGUUUUUAGCGGUCCCAUUCGCACUACUAUUACUGGUUUUCGAUGAGUUACGAAAAUUCUGCAUCAGAAAUUGCCUUUUCGAUGGAUGGUAUAACCAUCUUACUUUUUACUAGAGAACAAGUGUGAAACGAAAAAGUAAACAAAGUCAAUUAUUGUCUUCAAGAAUAAAUGUUUUAUCGAAUAAAACAAAUAUAUUAUAACAUAAUAAAUUUAAUGAGCAAUCAACUGAAGAUCACAACACAACAUUUUUAUUAUAGAUUCAUGUCAUUCAAUGGUUACUAUAUACUAACAACUGAUAUGUACCUAAUGGAAUAAGGCACGACAAAAUAUUCACUUUAAAACACAAUAAAAACCUAAACAAUAUUAAAACAAUUGAGUGUAUCUCACUUUGAUAUUUACAAUUCAACUUAUUCUAAUUUUAAACUAUGAUAUACUAAUUUGUUGAUUGUAAUCAACAUAUUUAAAAAUAUAAAAGAGAAAAAAAAUGUAGAAUCAUUUGAGUUUUGACAAAAGAAACGAAACACAAGUUCAUUUACUCGAUGUAUUCUUCAAACAUUUAAGAUAUAGAUUAAACCAUCAAAUAAAACCACACUAUAAAAUAAUUUAAGGCGAAAUUUAAAAAGAAAAUAGAUAAAUUGAAAUUUAAUAUAACUACCACAAUCAUAUCAUACAUAACUCUAUUUUAUUUAAAUUUUAUAAGAUAUAAUGAAAUUCAAAUUUUAAUACUAUUAAAAGAUUUGUAUAAAAUAUGUACGUGUAUAAUGUUUUUUUGGAAGGAUUUAGAAGAAUAAAAGGUUGUAAAAAUAGAAGGAACCCUGUCUACCUACUACUAUAGAAAAAUUACUAGAAUAUUUAUUUAUAUAUUUCAGAUAUGUUUUAUUUACAUAUUUAAGAUAAAAUAUGUAACUAAUAGAAUAAAGUGCUAUAAAAAUUCUAAAUAUGAAAUUGAGAAGAUAGAAAUAUAAUAAAAUAUGAAGAAGGAAUAUUUUUAUAAUAAUAAUACUUAUAGGCUAAGUUUUAAAAAAUAAAAUUGCACAUUCCACUUAGUUUCAUGAAAUAAUCAACUAACGUGUUCAUAUUUUGAUAUUUUUCUUUGAGACAGAAGAUUGUUAAAUUUACAGAAUAUUUUGACUCACGGAAUUCUUCACUUUGUAAAUUAGAGGCACAUUAUCACUUAAUUACAACUAAAUAUAGCUAAAACAAACUUAAGUGUAACAUCGUGCAAGAUCUCUCACAGAACUUUGUAUUUCAACUUGGACAUCACUUAAGACUUCAACCAUUACUCCAAUAUUAUCUUUGCAAUAAAAAUAUUUAAAAACUCCAUAUACAUGUUAAGUAAACACUUUUUAAUACUUUAAUAGAAUAUAAAU